Somion occarium is the source of this 2952-nucleotide messenger RNA. NCBI's taxonomy places the organism in Eukaryota, Fungi, Basidiomycota, Agaricomycetes, Polyporales, Cerrenaceae. The record is from the annotation of a GenBank genome assembly.
UAAAGACACGUCGUUGGUACAAGCCACAAUGACGGAAACCAAAAGCAAACCUACAAUCGAACGUGGUGGAUCGGCAGGAACCCAAUGUAGCGCUCUGACGCGGGAAUAUUGCUCUGCAGGCCUAUGUAUUGCUUGUCAGCCUCCCUUCCGGUGAUGCUGGGAGUGGCAAGCAACUGCUACGGUCGCUGCCGGCCGUCCAAGGGUGUACAUCCGACUCCGUGGCAGUGGCCAAGGAGCAUGAUGCGUGAGAACGUGCAAGGGCUAUUGCGUUGAAUACUGCUGGCGACAUUCGGGAAAAAAAUGAAUGAAUUUCGUGGCGUGCGAUAGUGAACGACAAAGCAGCUUGAAAGAUAGCAGGAAAGGAGAAAAAGGGCGGAUUAUGGAAGAGAAAGAGAGUGGCUGAGGCCGUAAUAGUGCCGUGCGUCCCGGCCAAACAAAUAAGGGUCCGUUGGGCAGCGUCUCCCUCUUUCGCAAGUCGUUCUGGUGUCGCACUCUCUAUCAGGCUGAUAAACCUCUCUCUUCCUCUCUUUCUUCUCUACCACCACCACGUCGACCACUAUCACCCAGACGAUGCAGGCUGCGGUGCAACAUCAUCUUGCACCGCAGGUGCUUCCACAGUACACUCUCAACCGCAAUGCUCCCAACGGCAAUUCCAGCGCCAUACCCACCCCCCCAGUCGCCACGCGCAAGCGCAAGCGGGCCCACCAGUACACUGUUUCAUACAGCGAGGUCCAGGAGGUUGACAGUGCUGGCAGGCUGCGAGAGGUCAUCGUCAUCGAGGACACUCCUCCACCUUCAACAGUGUCCCCAUCGACGACUCAUAUGUUUUCAGCCUCAUACCAGCCGCCGAUCUAUUCCGCACCCAUCAGGACGAGAGCCAGGGCGGCCGCUGAAGCUCAAGCAUUGUCUGCCAGUACAUCUUCUGGUCACUCUGCCUUACUUCCGCCCCCACCUGCCAAGAAGCGGAAGAGGGAUGUUGAGCUUGCUGGCACCGCAACGAAGAAGCCUGCUGUCAAUGGCCAUCUCCAACCUGCGAGCACUAACAAAUCGUGGGCGACGGGUAGCGGCGCCCCGACUGAAGAUGCAUCGAAAGGCCCCGUGCCGUGUGACGAUAAAGAGGGACACUACAUUAUAGUCCCGGAUGACAUGAUCUACAAGCGUUACCGCACUGUCCGUUUGCUCGGUCAGGGCACAUUCGGCAAGGUCGUCGAAGCUCUCGACACCGAAACGAACAAACGAGUUGCCAUCAAAAUUAUUCGUGCCAUUCCAAAGUAUCGCGAUGCGAGCAAGAUCGAAGUUCGUGUAUUACAAAAGCUGAAAGAACGAGAUCCGACGAAUAGACAUAAAUGUAUCCAUCUACUGCACUGGUUUGACCAUCGGAACCACAUAUGCCUCGUUUCCGAGCUCCUGGGGAUGUGCGUGUACGAUUUCUUGAAGGAGAACGACUUCGCCCCUUUCCCACGCCAUCAUAUCCAAUCCUUCGCACGACAACUUCUGGGAAGCGUUGCCUUCCUUCACGAGCUACAUCUCAUUCAUACCGACUUGAAGCCGGAAAAUAUCUUAUUGGUUAAUAACGGUUACAAAUACGUUAGUAUACCUAUACCUGGAAAGCGAGGUAAUCCCGUGAAGAUGAAGCGUAUACUUGACGACACAGAUAUUCGUCUUAUUGAUUUUGGCUCAGCCACAUUCGAGGAAGAGUACCAUUCGAGUGUGGUUUCGACUCGCCACUACCGUGCGCCGGAGAUCAUUCUAGGUUUGGGUUGGUCGUACCCUUGUGAUGUGUUCUCGCUGGGAUGCAUUCUGGUUGAAUUCUACACCGGCGUGGCCCUCUUCCAAACACACGACAACCUAGAGCACCUAGCUAUGAUGGAGCAAGUUAUGGGCAAGAUGCCAGAACGCUUUGCAAGAGCGGGUGCGAGGUCGAAACCGGAGUACUUCAAGGAGGGAAGCAAGCUCGACUGGCCAAAGCCCAAGGCAACGCGACAAAGUAGAAAAGAAGUUCGAGCUUGUCGAAGCCUCUCGGAUAUAAUCCCUCCAACCGAUAACAUUAACCGCCAGUUCUAUGACCUAGUGAAGAAGCUUCUUACCUUCGACCCUGCGCAGAGGACCACUGUUAAGGAUGCCUUACAGCAUCCGUACUUCAAGCUUUCCGUGGCGAACGAAUCUUGACAUGGUCUUCGCAUGUCGCACUCUUCUUCGUCACCGGCCUGCGGCCUUCCUUACAUUUACAUCUUCCUUCAUUCCAUAUUUUGGACUAGGGUCGGUUACAUACAAGUUCAAGUUGUUCCCCCGCUAUCCAUUCAUUGUAUAUCUCCCGUUUUAUAUUGUGAUAUUUCAUUGCUCAUUCUUCAACACUUCGUCUCCAUCAACCCCCUCCUUUUCUACGGGCUGUGCAUCGUUAUCUUUUCCAACGCUUUGUUUAUGACGUCUUUUGGAGGUCCUCGCCUGGGUCGGGUUUCCGCUUCCUCUCCUAUCCUUGCCUCGUCUCAGUCCGCUGUCGUAUCUUGUUCUCGACUCUCCCCUAUGUACAACACCAUGCAAUAGUGCGUAUUUCCUGUUUCCUGUUUUCGUGCAUAUGUGAUACAUCGACUCAACCCAUAGUUAUGACGAUUCUUGUAAUCUUUCAUCACCCAUUUUGCAUUGAAGACCUUUUUCUUCUUCCCCUCUCUUUUGCCUUUUCCUUGUGGUAUAAUCAUCGAUCCUAGCGGCGACACCCUCCCUCAUCCCACUCUUGUGUAUUUAUCCCUCAUCUGGCUUAUAGGCCUCCUUUGUGUCGUUACUGAACAGAAAUAGACUGGAUCGCAAAUCUACUGUACUUCCCAAGACUCAUACUUCUCUGACAAUUUGCAAAUUGACCCAUGCCAGUGUCGAUAAAGAGAGUUGGUUUCCAACCUCGCAUCUCCUUUUCUUCCUUUUCUGAAUAAAAAUAGUAUAGACUGGGGGCGUGACCAG